CCUAUACGCCACUCAAACUUCUGUUCAUGGUUCUCAGACCAUGGAUCCCCUUUGUGGAAAAGUUUACGUUUUUCAAGUUACGUUAGUGAUGGGAGCGUGUUAACUGUGAAGUUUAUUGUUCAUAUUCCUCCGCUCAUCGCAUCGACUUGUGUUUCAUCCUGUGUAAUAAGGGUACGGCGAAACGAAGUAGUUUGAUGACGCCGUCGCCGUCCUACUACGUGUAAAUGAUCUGUCCGGCGGUUCCUCGUAGACCAUGUUUGGAAGUGCUGUGUAUUUCGCCUCUGUGAUUUGUGCGCUGUGUGUUUGCAUAGUACUCCCAGGAUUACGUUUAUCACGGUAACGACGUAGGAGACGAGCGCCCAUAUGGCGCAGCAGCAGUCGGAGAAGGGGUGAGCAAAGCGCAGGCGAUCUAGCCCCCCCUUCCCCCGAGCGAGCCCCGGGAGGAGCACCGCUCUGCCAUGCUGCGGCCCGGUGAUGCCGCCGGCGGAGGGGGGGACCACAGGGGGACCCUGGGCCCCACAUCCCCAAGCCCCGUGGGGCCUACCGCUGGCCCGCACAAGGUGGCAGCGGGAGCGCACAAGGAGUACCGGCUGAAGGCCCUCCAGCAGAUACGAAACAGUCUCAUGCCUUUCGCCCACGACCAAGAUGGCGGGGGAAGGGGAAGACGCUCCUCUGACCAAAUGUCCAGUGCCAGUUCAACGGCCAGCGAGUCCAGUUCUUACGCGUCUUUACCGUCCCACACAUCCUCUGAGGAUCCUGGCUAUCGGUCGACGAAAAGGCCUCCCAAGAUCAUGGAAUUCGGACAAGACAAGGAGCCCCAUCUCAAUGGGCUGUCUAAAUCGGGAGGCAAGCUGAAGGCCUUACGGAAGAACAGCUUUGCACUGGACGGGGUGCCACUCUGGGAACGCUCCAUGCUAGACAUUGGCACAAGCUCACGAUCUGACAGCCCUGCGAGCGUGACAAUCACCGGGUUACAACAACGGAGUCUCCUGCCGGACCCCCCUCGUCUGCUGACCCCAGAUUUUCCCCCCAGCGAGCCCCCGCCUCCUCCACCACCGCCAAGGGGUGCGGCAAUGGCACACACAGUUUCCAUGUUGAAGCAAGCUCCGAGGGUACCUUCAUCCAUCAGUGGACACAGCAGCAAUUCUUCAAAGAACCCUAGUCCUGUGCCUUUCAAUGGCGCCCGACUGCAAGGUUUGGGCUCCUAUCAAAGUGGCAUGGCCCCACCUCCGUACCUGGCGAGCUUGUCCUCUUACACAGCGUCCAGCAGCUCAGGAGGCAGACAGAGUCCUGCCAACACUGUCAGCAGUAGUGAGUACUCAGUGCCACCAGUGACCCAGAAGAGGACUCCCCCUCCGGCGUACACUCCACCACCAUCUCAGAGUCCACAGCCACCAGGAGCAGUUCCUCCGAGGCCAUCUCCGUUGCAAGCAUGGUCAGCGCGGCAGGCCAAGUCCCAAUCCCCAGUGAUCAUGCAGUCCGUCAAGAGUACUCAAGUUCAGAAACCAAUUCUACAGACAGCUAUAGCGCCCACCUCACCACCACCAAUCCCGCAGACAGCUUAUGGCUUCCCGUCUUCGGGACAAGUUCCGCCACGGCCAACGGAACCUCCACCAUACCCGAAUCAAGUGCCACCACCGUCCUAUUCUGUCGCAGGAACGCACCAGCAACAGCAGCAGCAGCAAUCCCAGCAGCAACAUAGCUACCCAAAUGUUUCUCCGCAGCAGCCGCCACCGUAUGCCUCAGCACUCCAUCUUCACCAAAAUGGAGGCACCAUGACGUCGGUGCAUCAGCACCAGAGACAGGAAGUGCCAGUUACAACAGGAUUUGCCACUCUUCCCCCACCGCCAUAUGCAGCCUCAGUGCAGACAAGACAAGAAGUUGUACCCACAACAGUGCCCACGACGGAGCCGCCAAGCUACGCUUCUUCUGUUGUGGCCUUGGCAGCCCAGAGAGCUGCAGCUGUGCUUGGAAAGCAGCAGCAAAUGUCUGUAUCAAAUUGCACAACUGGGUCUCCUGCGAGUUUCCAACAGGGAAGCCACAGCCGCACGACUACGACGACAGCAAGUUCAGAUCUAGUAACGACAGUAGCCAGCAUUUGCUCUUCGCAAGUAUCUGCACUGCAGGGGACAAAUGCUGUCCCUCAGGUUCCAAGAGGUCACCUCAAUGGGAUCCGCAAACCAUCACCGAUCGUCACUGACACAGCAAGUUCAGCAUCGAGGUCAGAAUCUCCAGUGUCCUUUAUGUCGACGACGUCUGCGUCUUCGCCGUCAACGCAGUCAGACUCGACGCACGACUCUGGGCGAGGGAAGACCACUCAUCAGUCUCCCAUUCCUGUACGGAAGGAAUGGGCCAAGGAGAAAGAGGAAGAGCGGGGGUCAUCAAAAGUGAGGAACUACUCAUCAGCAGCUUACAAAUUCUUCAUGGAGCAACACGUUGAGAAUGUACUCAAAAGUCAUCAGCAGAGACAGCGGCGCAGGGAACAACUGGAGGCAGAAAUGGCCAAAGUGGGACUGUCCGAAGAGGCUCAGAGACAGAUACGAUGCAUGCUCUACCAGAAGGAAUCGAAUUACAUUCGUCGAUGCCGAGCCAAGAUGGACAAGUCCAUGUUCACUCGCAUCAAGACAAUAGGUGUGGGAGCCUUUGGCGAAGUUGCGCUAGUUCGGAAGGAGGACACGAAUCAGCUGUUUGCGAUGAAGACACUUAGCAAGGAGGACGUGCUGAAACGAAAGCAAGUGGCACACGUCAAAGCGGAGCGAGACAUCCUGGCGGAGGCAGACAAUGAGUGGGUUGUGAAGUUGUACUACUCAUUUCAGGACAAGGACAACCUUUACUUUGUGAUGGACUACAUCCCAGGCGGAGACCUCAUGUCACUUCUCAUAAAAUUUGGGGUGUUCCAGGAGCCCCUGGCACGCUUCUAUGUAGCUGAACUGGUACUCGCAGUGGAAAGUGUCCAUAAGUUGGGAUUCAUUCACCGCGACAUCAAGCCGGACAAUGUGCUCAUUGAUAGGAAUGGCCAUAUUAAGCUCACAGAUUUCGGGCUGUGUACAGGGUUCCGAUGGACUCAUAAUUCCAAGUACUACCAGCGCAAUGGGGAACAUGCUCGACAGGAUUCUAUGGACCCUGACAGAACGUGGUCUACAGAGUGCCACUGCAACAAUGGCAACAGCAAACCAUUAGAGAGGCGGCGCAAAAAGGAACAUCAGCGAUGCUUAGCACAGUCCCUCGUUGGCACUCCCAAUUAUAUUGCUCCCGAAGUUCUUGCACGCCAAGGCUAUGGACAGUCGUGUGAUUGGUGGAGUGUAGGAGUCAUCUUGUAUGAGAUGCUGGUUGGGCAGCCACCUUUUCUGGCCAACACGCCAAGUGAGACCCAGUACAAGGUACUCAACUGGGAGGCAACACUGCAGAUUCCCAAGAAUGCAAAGCUCUCACCAGAGGGUACAGAUCUGAUCCUGAAACUCUGCUGCGGUGCUGACCGCCGCCUCGGUCGCAACGGCGCUGAGGAGAUCAAGUCGCACGCGUUCUUCAUCCCCAUAGACUUUUCUGGUGACCUGCGCAAGCAGACUGCUCCAUACACCCCUAACAUACGCUACCCGGCGGACACUUCGAACUUCGACGCUGUCGACGAAGCGGCGCUUGCACUGGAGCGGGCAGAGGCAGCGGCGUCUGCUCCCAGCGACCUGGGGCGACAUCCCGAGCAUGCUUUCUUUGAGUUCACCUUCAGGCGCUUCUUUGAUGAUGGCGCGCAAGCAUAUCCCGUGAGAGCGGGUACCGGCUCCGCGCUCGGAGUGCCCGGAAAUAUAGCCGAGGCAGGGGCCGAGGAAGCGGGGGACGGUCAGGGGUCACCCGUGUAUGUGUGACUGUGCUCUCGGUGGAAAUGUACGUCCAGGACAGCAGUGUCGCAGCGGUUUUUGCUGUUACCGGUACGAAUCUGAGGGAUUCUCUCGACGAUGGACGAGAAUUUUUUUUUUUUUAAGGAAGUUGGAAGACGUUCUCGUGCCGAGCACAGAGAGUGCGAGCUAUACUUUCCGUGUUCAUUUUUGAUGUGCAGAUUUUAAUUAUUUUAAGAAAUGACGUAGUAUUGGAAGCUGUGCGUUGCCACAUGUGCCUUGAAGAUGAAGGGCUGUGGGUAAUCUGUAUUUGGGUAAGCGUGCAGGACAGUAAUGAGCCAAAUGUGUUUCUAACUUCAGGACUGCCACAGGAUCCAUGCAAUGCCCGGUACAAAACUUCAUAUUUAUAGUGCUAGUGUUUCCUUCAUUGGUCAGGCGUCACGUUGCUUUGGCAUGCCCCCCCUCGUUCACCAUCGUACUAAUCUGUGGAUUGACACUAUGUUGCCUGAACCUUACAAAUCCUUUCACUAGGCAUAUGUGUGCGGUGGCGUUAGUGUCUAUCAACAGAAACUUUCACAGCCCCUCAAAAAGGGAAGAUCUACAAUCAGCGUAUUUGUUUGCUGUUUUUUUUUGUUACUUCCCAUUCAGAAGCAAAAGGCUAAGAGAAAGGUCACAGAAGCACAGUGCCUUUGUUAUACAUCAAAAGCAGACUAUAUUUGAUACAGCUAAGAUUUUUGUCCGCACGACCGUUACGCUGUGCGCCAUGUUGUCAGUAGCACACAUUGGCCAAAGCAAGUGAAGUUUACUCCCAGGUUUUGCUCGCUCCAGGUUAAUAUGCCCCUGAGCAAGUGAAUGAUCUCAGCCAUGCAAAGAGACUUCUUGACUUGAUUUACACAUGCACAUAACAAAAAAAAGAAAAAGGUGUCCCGGUUGAAACUAGUGUCUUUGGACUCUUACGAGGCACUAGUUGUGUAUGUGGGUGGAGCACUUGUUGUUGUUGUUGCUGCUCCACCUGGUAUUUUGAAAGGUACAGUUGUGAUAACUGUGAAAAGCUGAUGAGCAUAAAGGAUAGUGUAACAUGGAACUAUAAAUAUUUUAUAUAUAGCUUGCGUGUAAAAAUUUUUCUUUAGGAGUGUGGCACAAGUGUUUGAAAAGGCUGAAUGCCAUGCCAUUGCCCCCUUAUAUUCUCCUGAGCUAUAGACAUAUUUAGUAAUUACUUGUUUCCUUCCGCUGAAUGCGUGUGUUGUCAUUGUACAGGGCUCUCGAUAUGACCUACCUCUUCACCUUUCUGCUUAAUUUUCUGCUUGCAGUGCUUCUGUUGUGCCAGCCCGUUGGUACACCUAUCUUUGUCUUAUUUAUUGGUAUUUGAAAGAUUGUAUGGCAGAUUUCAUUCUUUCUUUCUGUGUGCAUGUUCCGUGCCUGCUACAAUGGCUUCCUUCACCACUUGUGCUCUCGCUGGGGCGUUAGAUGUGUUCCCAUUUUAAGAUCACUAAUCAAAAUUUCGAUUUGAUCAAGAUUCCUUUUGUGUGACGAACAAUCAUGUUGUGUUCAGUUCUUUGGGCGAAUGUUGCACGAUUUUGUCUAUUCCUUUUUGUGUUUUUUUGCCAAUGAACCCACGCACGACGACAGACAGAGGGUGUAAUGCUGACGAAAUGGCUCUUAUGCCCACGAUAACUGGAAAACCAUUCUGGGUACUCAGUAUGAAGUACAGAGACAUUACAUCAUUGUACAUGAAGAUCAUUGCUGAAUGACUAACAUCUACUAAGGUCAAUUUUCUGUUAGAUGUUGUGCAUUGCAAAUGCGGCACAUCAUUGUCUCUUAGGGCAUAUGUGUGGUUAAUCUGUUGUUAAGAAAGCUGCGUUGCUGUGACAUCGAACAAUAGUGUAUAUAGUUGAAGAUGGCAGUUGCACUGCAUAGGUUUUUUCUUCUUUUUUUUUGCAUCUGUUACCUGCAUCUUUUCAGCUGUGUGUGACUGCAGCAAAUCUCACAAGCAUAUUUACUCAUAAUCAUCUCUUCUAAUAAAGUGAGAAAAUGCAGUGAAAUUUCCCAGCUUCAUAAGACCCGAGGUGCUCUUUUGUAUAGUGCCUUACAAAUGUGCCAAAGUUUCAAAUGAAUACAAUACUUGUGGUUUUGAGGCCUUUUAAAAGUUCUCUGCUGUUCAGAGCACACAAGGAACCUGAGAUUUCAUUUCACUGCUGCUGUAGCAAAACGUUUGUUGCUUUUCACAAAUUGCUCCUCUUUGCAAAAGAAAACAUUUAGCGGCUGAAAGGCAGGACCUACAUCAAAACACCCCUACAUAUGCAAUCCACAAAUUACAGAGUAGAAUUCGUUGUGUAACCAAAAUAUUGAUGUGCAAGCCUCGCUUACCCUUGCAUUACAAAGAAAGCAUAGGAUAUGUGUAACAGCACCAUUAGUUUGAUCUAGGCUAAAUGAAGCAUUGAUCCUGCAACUGACACUAGCAAAGCUUGUGGUGCACUGUUGGGUGUUUGCAUUAACAUGAUUAAGUGAUAUACUAACCGUUUCAAGCACAGAAGCAUGCAGGUCGGAGCACAUUGCCAUAAACAUAGCACUUCAAAGUAAACUACGGGCAUGUGUCUCCCGUACUACAGCCAGCCUUCUAACGUCACUAGGGUUAGCCCUGACCAAAGUGGUGUAGGAUGCGAGGAUAGCUUUGUGUGUGUGUGUGUGUUUGUUUAAAUGCGUGGCUGCAGGUAUGAAUCGUCGCUUACUUGACCUCAGCUGAAGAAUGUGAGGGGGUAGCGGAUUGAGAUGGAUGCUCCUCUGUAACUGUAUUGCUUUCAUUUCCUGUAUAUAAUGUACAUUUAAGACCGGCUUUUCUGUUGUUUGUCGCGUUUUUGUUUUCUCGUGUGGUGUAUUUCACCAGAACUUGUACAUAGAUCUCUUUUGAGAGAAAGGGAAUACAGGGAUGGUAUGCGAGGAAAACGCUGCUUGGUUCGCAGCCGUGUUCAGGCAGCGAGACCUGUGUUGCGGGAAUGUGAUGGGGUAAAUCGUGGAAGGGGCACGGUUUUUAGUCAUAUAUCAUAUGUUUCAAGUAGAUCUCUUGAAAUGUAACCCAUUAAGACUGUUCUCCAUUCUCUGUCUGCCCUUGUUCUUUUUCUGAUUUCUUCUCUCUUCAGACUCCACACAACUCUUGUGUUCUGAGUAACAAUAAAUUUUCAGUUUCAUAGGA
Messenger RNA from Ornithodoros turicata, 7020 nucleotides. It is a transcript of the gene wts, whose product is annotated as serine/threonine-protein kinase LATS1-like. The transcript has 7 exons. The coding region runs from base 459 to 3860 and encodes 1133 amino acids. Gene Ontology annotation, biological process: G1/S transition of mitotic cell cycle; hippo signaling; regulation of organ growth. Gene Ontology annotation, molecular function: protein serine/threonine kinase activity; ATP binding. Lineage: Eukaryota; Metazoa; Arthropoda; Arachnida; Ixodida; Argasidae. The record is from RefSeq and is a predicted model, not a curated record.